This is a messenger RNA of Brienomyrus brachyistius, 3693 nucleotides long. It is a transcript of the gene trip6, whose product is annotated as thyroid hormone receptor interactor 6. Gene Ontology annotation, cellular component: stress fiber; focal adhesion. The record is from RefSeq and is a predicted model, not a curated record. Gene Ontology annotation, biological process: cell-cell adhesion. NCBI's taxonomy places the organism in Eukaryota, Metazoa, Chordata, Actinopteri, Osteoglossiformes, Mormyridae.
CACCGCCAGCAGCCAGUGUGGGAGAGACACACGCGGCCUCCCACGGCACGCGGCCGCCUACGUCACGCGCCAGGAAUGCGAUGACGAGGGCGCGGGCCUGUGGAAAAAGGCAGAAUCCCCGAGAAAAGACGGGAGGGUUAGGGAAGACAGUGGCGGAAAAAGGGAAGCCCGACAAACUGCGAAAAGUUUGUUUUGAGAGUUCAGUGCUGGCUGGGAGCGAAACCAGGGAAGGAUUGACAAGUGGAAUUCGCACGUCUGGCCGAGCGCAACAAGUGCUGGAGGAUUGUGCGAGAUACUCAAACAUGAGAAACGUGAGCACGAGGAGACUGUAGCGAAAAGGGGCACUUCAGCAUUUAAAAGAAUUCCGAGAUGUCCGGUCCGACCUGGCUGCCACCCAAGACCAUGGGAAGUCCGGAGAGACCCGGCCCUCACGUGUCACAGGCUGGCUCUGGCUUUUACAGACCCCCUCAGAAGGUAGCCGGGGAAAGCCGGCCCAGGUACGGAGCCUACGACCAGAACGGCAGCGCCGGUGGAAUGGGCGCCAGGUUCAUGGCUGUGGGACCCUCAGGGGUCACGACAUUCCCUGAGGAUUCCGGGUCGCCUGGCUUCCGCCCGCUCUCGCCCAAGUCCAGCGACCACUAUUAUGGCUCCAAAGAGGACCGAUCCCCCUGGAAUCCGCACGUGGGCCCGUACAGCUCGCAGAACCGAGGCCCAGACAAGCCCGGAGGACACCUCGCCAGCAUCGAUGCAGAGAUCGACUCGUUGACCUGCAUGCUAGCAGACCUGGACAGUCACCCCCAGAACUCCAGAACACAGGUGUAUGACAACGUGCCUUACACUAAGCACCUCCCGGUGGAGCGAUACAAGCCUGUGACCCAGACUGCUACGCCCCCCCUGGGCCGGUCCUCCGUGGGAUAUGCCCCAUAUUCCCCCUCCCCGUACCAUCUGGGGUCUCCGUAUGCCGGGGAAGCCCCGGUUGCUGGCCCCCAGCAGGAGUACCCCUACUCCCCCCCACCAAGGCAGUACCCCCAGCCCGUGCCGGCCUCCUACAGCACUGCCUCUACCCCCAUGGGCCCUCGCUUCAGCGUACAGGUCAGGACAGCGCAGCCGGUGACCUACUCACAGCCGGGCCAGCACGCCGAGCAGGCCUAUGCCCCCCCUCCGCCUCGGCCACAGGACACCCCACACUCCUACCCUGAAGCUACCCCAGGACAGGCACCUUGGUACCCCAUCUCAUCCCGGGAACAAGAGGCUGGGGGUGUCUACAAAGGGGGUGCUGUUGGUACAGGCCCCCGGUCCAGCCAGGGAUCUCUGCCAAAGAGGAGCACUGACGUACAGCCCCCAACCCCCAGCCACGGCCCCACCUACCCCGCUGGCAAGGGGGCUGUACCAAGGCCAGAAGAGGAGCUGGAGAGGUUGACUAAGAAACUGGUGUACGACAUGAACCACCCCCACACUGAGGAGUAUUUUGGACGCUGUGCACGAUGCGGCAACAACGUGCUGGGCGACGGCAGCGGCUGUGUGGCUAUGGAGCAGGUCUUCCACGUCGACUGCUUCACCUGCAUCACAUGCCACACCCGCCUGCGCGGGCAGCCCUUCUACGCGCUGGACAAGAAGAGCUACUGCGAAAGCUGCUAUAUCAGCACACUGGAGCGCUGCACCAAGUGCUCCCAGCCCAUCCUGGACCGCAUGCUGCGCGCCAUGGGCAAGGCGUACCACCCGCGCUGCUUCACCUGCGUGGUGUGCGGCUGCUGCCUGGACGGCGUGCCCUUCACUGUGGAUGCCACGUCGCAGAUCCACUGCAUUGAGGACUUCCACAGGAAGUUCGCCCCGCGGUGCUCAGUGUGCGGUCAGGCCAUCAUGCCGGAGCCUGGCCAGGAAGAGACCGUGAGGAUCGUAGCUCUGGACCGUAGUUUCCACGUCAGCUGCUACAUGUGUGAGGAAUGUGGCCUGCUCCUGUCGUCGGAGGGGGAGGGGCGGGGCUGCUACCCGCUGGACGGUCACAUCUUGUGCAAGAGCUGCAGCGCCCGCCGGAUCCAGGACCUGUCUGCCAAAAUCUCCACCGACUGCUAGUGGUGUCCCGACGCCCCCGUUUCAGUCUGAUUUAACCUUCCUGCCCGGGAGAAAACGGCGCCCCCUGCUGACCGAGCAUGACCCAGAUGUUUGUUUAACUGGGCUGCAAAGACAUGCGUGGGCACCAGACCAUCUCAGUCAUUGUGAGGCACAGCUAUUCCACAAGAGCCUGGUCAUCACCUCCGGCUGCCUUGCAGUGGCCCUUCUGGUUUGUAUAUCCAGGACUUAUUCUGCAGCCAGCAGGAGGCACUGAAAUCUCUCAGUAAGACCCAUUUCACAUACAAAUUUGCAGCCACACUCAAGCAGCUGUUUCAUAGAUAAUCAGUGUCCGCACAGGUAGAAGACCAGAGCUAAUAUUUUGAGCGACGUAAUAGAUCUUGGGUACAGCAUGGAAAGGAUUUUUCAUGAAGGAGCAAAAGUUCCCGUGCUGUAUGUGGAGAGGUGUCCAGGUUUUAGACGUUAAGUGUGCAUCCUGUCACUGUCCCCGGUCGUGUUACUGUAAAGGUGGCUCCCGCGGCUUAUGGGAUAGGGUACUGUCUGCUGUUGGAAUAAAGUCACAGAAACACCUGAAGGGGGGGGGGGCUGCUAAUAAUGGACAAUGUCCUCUGAGCCCAACAUUCAUGGUUUUUGUUUUUCCCGUCCAUGUGAGUUAUAUGGCUUCUUAGUCCUGAAUUUGGGCUGAAUCUCUCUCCUGGAGUGUGAAAUGUUACUGGUUUUUUUUUUAAUGCUUUUUUUUUGUUUAUCAAAGCUUUUCAGUGGAAUCUAGUGGGCGAGGAGCACUUACUGAGCACUGAGAACAACUUGGUGUAACUGAGAUCCUUGUUUUCUACAUUUAGAAAUGUAGAAUAUGAAGGUUUUCCUUUGAUUGCUCAGUCAUGUAAAUGUGUGUUUUUUUUUUCCAGUUUUAUAAGUCGCAUAGAGCUGAAAGGUUUCAUUUUUUUUGUUGACUUGUUGGAGUCUGUUGCUGCAUUUUGCAUAGUUUUUGUUUGUUUUGUUUAAUCCUGGGGCAGAUGUGAGGUUUACAGAGGUCUGUGCUUCGGAGAUGCCUGUUCUGGACUGGAGUGAUGAUGUAAUAGAAAUCGUUUCUUCGACUCUGCCGAUGGAAAAAAUGUUGACUGGAAGCUCAGGGAAGACGUCUGAACCUUCUGUGCCCUGGAAUAUUUCACAUCGAUAUCAUUGAGAUAAUUAAUUGCAUUUUUUUUUUUUCAUUAAGGACAUUAUUUUGAGCUACGUGUUUUACACGAGUCUACAUGUUUUAGUGGAGUUAGUUUUGUUAGGUUUCUCCAGUACUGUGGUGUUUUUUUUUACCGUUCCCAUACUGACUGGGUGUUGUGCACCAGCAAAGCCCUACCUUUCAAUGGGGAGUGUAGAGUAGCGCCUAACAGUGUAGGAUUGUCCACCGGUUCUUGAGGUGUGCCUGUUCCCCGGCACCUUCCAGAAGGUGCUCUCUCACCCAUGGAUUGUGUCUCGUGGGCCUAAUUUGGUAGUUGUCAUGCUGAGGGCAUGUGUUUGUUCCCACAUGAAGGACCUUAACCAUAACUGCAGGCUGUUUGAGGCAAUUGUCUUUAGCUUUGGCUUAAGUUGAUUGUAGGAACCUCCCAAUAAAGCCAUUAAUUUUUA